Molecule: messenger RNA, 2161 nt
Organism: Etheostoma spectabile (orangethroat darter)
Lineage: Eukaryota; Metazoa; Chordata; Actinopteri; Perciformes; Percidae
Exons: 5
Coding region: 146-2161 (671 amino acids)
Biological process (GO): phospholipid metabolic process; arachidonate secretion
Molecular function (GO): A2-type glycerophospholipase activity
Source: RefSeq, a predicted model, not a curated record
CUCAUAUAGAGACAGGCGCCUUCACAGAGUCUGCAGAGACUCUCUGGUUCCAGGCUCCAGGCUCGUGCUCCUCCAUCCAGACCUCCAUUUAAACCCUUUAACCCUUUCUUUUCCCGGUCCGACUACACACCCGUUCUGCAUUGAGAUGCGAAGCCUUCUACAAGUGGUUUCCGCGUUGUCUGUCCUCAUCGUCUCCAAAGCGCAGCCCGUGGUCGGAUCCGGUCUCUCCUGUCUCAUGUCCAGUCCUGGUGCACAAGACGGACACACGCGCGUCACGUUCCUGCGAGAGGACGCAGCCGGUGUGCGCGCCCUGUUCCUCACCCUGUGGUCCGAGGACGCGCGCCCGGUGUCGUGCGAAGUGAGCGCGGACCCUCUGGUGACGGAGACCUACCGCCGGCUCUGCGACGGGAGCCAUGAAGUAGCCCGGAGGUUUAACGUCAGCGCGCUCUUGGCUCCGGAUGCCCGCCUUUGCGCCCGCGUCGCCUCCGCGGUGCCAAAGCUGCCCAGGCGCACCAGGAGAGACGAGACAGCGGCGGGGACGCGCAGGAAACGCGCACUGAUGUUCCCCGGGACGCUGUGGUGCGGCACCGGAAGCAAGGCGCACGGAUACGAACAGUUAGGGAUGUUUGAGAGCGCGGACCGAUGCUGCCGGGAACACGACCACUGCCUGCACAUCAUCCCGUCUUUCACCGUGAACUAUGGCGUCUUCAACCCUCACUUCUUCACCGUCUCCCACUGCCACUGUGACCAAAGGUUUCGGCGCUGCCUCCUCGGCGUCAACGACACCAUUUCCAGCAUAGUGGGCUACAGCUUCUUCAACAUCCUGCGUGUCCCCUGCUUCAAGCUCAGGGAGCUGAGGCGCUGCACCGAGAUGUACUGGUGGGGAACGUGUAAAGUCACCAAAAAGGCUCCAUACGCCGUCUUCAAAAGGCCGCUCCGGUACAGCACCUCCAACGUUACAGGCAAGCUCGGAGACACUGAACGCACCACGCUAAUCCACCCGCACCAAACGUCCCCCAAAAGACAACACAGUUGCUCCAGAGACUCACCCAGGGGAGACACGUCCGUCCUCAGAAGGACGAGGAAGAAAGGAUGUAAAAGAAACCGGAAACCGAACCCGGCAGCACCGACGACUCCUUCAGGGAACCUGAGUCUUUUUAACGCGUCUCAAAGUAGCGCGUUGAUGCCGAAUAACAAAAGAGUCGGCAAAAAGAAGAGCACCCGAAAUGGUCUGCCUGCUAACCCCAAACACAGAAGCCAAGUUGACCCACCAGCACCCAGAAACCCUCAUCCACAAGCACCUGUAACACAGAAGCCAGCGCUUCACCUGGACUCGAAGGACGCCAUCACAGCCGCGACGAAAACGGGCAAAAAAGGCAAAAAAAGCCCAAAACCAAGACAUUGUUGUGGCGUCACGAUCCCCCUGAGAGGAGACACUUUCCAGCCUCGAUGCUUUAGUUGUUUACCGAUCAAACAGCGAAAUACCACAACAGCCGGGACUCUGGGGCUCAACCAGACAACCGGAACAGCCGGGACUCUGGGGCUCGACCAGACAACCAGAACAGCCGGGUCUCUGGGGCUCAACCAGACAACCAGAACAGCCGGGACUCUGGGGCUCAACGACACCCAGAACAAUCCGGGACGCUGGGCCUCAACCACGACAACAGAACAUCGGGACUCUAAGGGCAACCAUACAACCAAAACAGCCGGGACCUUGGGGCUCAACGCAUACACCGGAACCACCGGUACUCUGGGGCUCGACCAGACAACCAAAACAGCCGGGACUUCGGGGCUCAACCAUACACCAGAACCGGUCUCUGGGCUCAACACAGACAACCUGAGUCAGGCCGUACUCUGGGCUCAACCAGAACAUAACAGCCGGGACUCUGGGGCUCACCAGACAACUAAUCGGACUCUUGGCUUCACGACAACGCAGGAACAGCCGGCACUCUGGGGUUUUGCAACAGCCACCAUACGAACAUCCGGACUCUGGUUCACAUCGGGGAAUCUGUCAACCACACUUACCGACAGUCGGCUGCUGUGUGGAAGCCUCAAACAUCUGGAUGAAUGUAAACACAGAAUCCAUCCUCUGGAGAAGAAGUUCGAUCUGCAGAACCUGGAGUCAGAGACGGCGUUCCACUGCGACUGCACCAGCCGGUAA